UCACUGCUGACGCGGGCAGGCCUCGCCGCCGCAAAGCGCCAAACAAACACCUCGCACAGCUCGAAUCCGUCACAAAACCUUACCGGCGACGGCGAGAUGCCUCGGAAGUCGUCCAGGGCGAGGGGCGCGGCCACGCAAGGCCCCGAUGGUCCCACGGCGGCGCCGAGGCCUCCCGUCAAGGCCGGCCCCCCAAACCCUAGCCCCGCUGCCGAGCUGCCCCAGGCCGCCCCCGCCGCCGCCCAGGCCCUGGAGCGCCUCCAUCUCGACCCCGCUUCUGAUGGUGAUCCGCCGCCGCCGCCGCCUCCCGUGACCGAGCCCGAGGCACCUGCGCCGUCUCAGCCGCCGCCCGUGGAGGCGUCGUCGUCUGGAAGGUCUGAGGCGGGCGGGAGCCUGGAGGAGGAGGCUGUGAGGAAGCUGCACGAGCUUGCGGAGGCUGGUGGGGAGGAGGUGGCGUUGACUGAGGAGGAGGUGCGCGCCAAUGAUCAGAGGCAGGAGGACGAGCUUUGUGCCCUCGAAGCCAUUUUUGGGGAUGCUGUGGUAAUUUUGGACAGAAAGGGAGGCCAGCGGUGUUUCCAGGUCCAUGUUCACAUUGAGAUUCCAGAUGCUAUAGAUGUAUCAACAAGGCUCAAUUAUGGUGAUGGAAAAUUAAAAUAUGGGGCAACAUCUGAUGCUGAUGCUGAUGACCUUGAUUACAAGUUUAGAGUUGAGCAUUUGCCUCCAAUCCUUCUAACAGUUCUCCUGCCUGCAUCGUACCCAAGUCACCAUGCUCCUUUUUUCACUAUCUCCACAUAUUGGCUUGAUAAAGGGAUGAUUUCGUCGUUAUGUCGCAUGCUUGAUAUGCUUUGGGAAGAGCAACAGGGGAUGGAAAUAACAUAUCAAUGGGUGCAGUGGCUCCAAAGUUCUUCCCUUUCUCACUUAGGGUUUGGUAAUGAGAUAAUAUUGGGCAAGAAUGAUGUAACAUGUGAUGCAGAUAAGCGUGCUUGUCUAGAUAAUGCUUCACCAGAUUUUAUAAUUCCAAGGAUGAUGAGAUACAAUGACAAUAAGCAUCAUGAAGCUUUCUUACACGCUAUCCAUGACUGCAUGAUUUGUUUCAGCGAGUGUCCUGGUUUUGAUUUCAUCAAACUUCCGUGUCAUCAUUUCUUCUGCUGGAAAUGCAUGCAAACAUACUGCAAAAUGAAUGUUAAGGAAGGAAAUGUUGUGAAGUUGCUAUGUCCUGAUACAAAAUGUGAAGGUGCUGUUCCUCCUAAUAUAUUGAAACGGCUGCUUGGAGAGGAUGAAUUUGAACGUUGGGAGGGAUUACUGCUUCAAAGAACCCUUGAUGCCAUGAGUGAUGUUGUCUAUUGUCCAAGAUGCCAAACUGCUUGCUUGGAGGAUGUAGGCAAUGAAGCAGUGUGUUCAAGUUGUUUAUUCAGCUUCUGCACUCUCUGUAGAAAUCGCCGUCAUAUUGGAGAGCAAUGUAUGUCUCCAGAAGAAAGACUCCUUAUCUUGGAGAAACGCCAACAAUCUGGGCAAGUGCAAGGAGAUCAGCAGAGAAUUCUUGAAGAACUACGCAGCCUGAAGGAAAUUAUGAAGGAUGCAAAACAGUGUCCAAGAUGCAAGAUGGCCAUAUCUAAGACAGAAGGAUGCAAUAAGAUGCAUUGUGAGAACUGUGGGGAGUACUUCUGUUAUCAAUGCAACCGUGCAAUCACUGGAUAUGAGCAUUUCAAAGGUUCUUGCGUGCUUUUUCCUCAGGAGGAACUGGACAGAUGGGAAAUGCAGAUGAAUCAAAGGGUACGGCGCCAAGUUGUUGCACAGGCACAUGCUGAAAUGCAUGCACUGCAUGGUCAAGUUCAUCCUUGUCCAACAUGCCGUCAACCAUCUCCAAAGGUUGGAAACAACAACCACCUGUUCUGCUGGGCAUGCCAGAAGCAUUUUUGUGCCCUGUGCCAUAAGCCUGUCCCAAAGCCGGCACAGCACUAUGGUCCCAAAGGUUGCAAGCAACAUACGGCAGAUCCCUGAAUGAGGUUUUUCCAUAUGUGCAUCAAUACCAUCACUGUCACACCAAAGUAUCAGAACUUAUGUGCAUGUACACAUAUACCUGUCCCAGGAUGUACUUUACUCCGACGAAUCCAAUUUUUUUGAAGGGAGCAUGUUUUCAAGUCUCCAACGUCAUUGUAUGCACAGCAUAGAACCAAUUCUGGAGAGGGUAUAUUAUUGUUCUGUUGUGAUUGAUCUUGUACCAAUUCAACUGAAAUCAUCAGUGUUAAGUUAUAUGUUUUCUCUUCAAUCUUAAUCUUGUUCCCGAUAGUCAGACGUCAGAAAAUUUGUGAAUGUCCUGCUUGAAUAUGUACAGUGGUUGACAUACAGUGAUACUGAUGGAACCAACUGCUGUGCCAGUUUUUAUUUCUAA
This is a messenger RNA of Panicum hallii, 2389 nucleotides long. Its product is annotated as E3 ubiquitin-protein ligase RNF14-like. Lineage: Eukaryota; Viridiplantae; Streptophyta; Magnoliopsida; Poales; Poaceae. Bases 97 to 1998 code for a protein of 633 amino acids. Gene Ontology annotation, biological process: ubiquitin-dependent protein catabolic process; positive regulation of proteasomal ubiquitin-dependent protein catabolic process; protein polyubiquitination. Gene Ontology annotation, molecular function: ubiquitin conjugating enzyme binding; zinc ion binding; ubiquitin protein ligase activity. The record is from RefSeq and is a predicted model, not a curated record. Gene Ontology annotation, cellular component: cytoplasm; ubiquitin ligase complex. The transcript has 7 exons.